Nymphalis io (European peacock) is the source of this 4599-nucleotide messenger RNA. It is a transcript of the gene Sply, whose product is annotated as sphingosine-1-phosphate lyase. Gene Ontology annotation, biological process: sphingolipid catabolic process; carboxylic acid metabolic process. Gene Ontology annotation, molecular function: sphinganine-1-phosphate aldolase activity; pyridoxal phosphate binding. The coding region runs from base 298 to 1926 and encodes 542 amino acids. The record is from RefSeq and is a predicted model, not a curated record. The transcript is spliced from 11 exons. Lineage: Eukaryota; Metazoa; Arthropoda; Insecta; Lepidoptera; Nymphalidae. Gene Ontology annotation, cellular component: endoplasmic reticulum.
GGUACAAGGGUCAACUAAACGAGUCUACAGCUGUUUAUCGUUUUAUUGUUGGUUGAAUGUAAAUUUGCACUGGGUUUUCUUGUUAUCUAUUAACAGCCAGUAUUCAUUCUUUGAUUCUUGUGUUCGUUUAAAUACUAAAGUUUUGCCGUAAAUUUAGAGUAUCUAUAACUAUUGUUAUCAUUGGAAUUAUUUUGAUAACAAUUAUGUUGACAAGUUAAUUGAUUUGCUUGUAAGAAAAUUAAGAUUUACGAUAUCAUACUUAAUUAGAUUCUUUCCGAAUUAUUAAACGGCAUAGACAUGAGUGAGCGUCCACAGCCAUUGAAAGCUGUAAACCGGUUUUUUGAAGGGAAGGAACCAUGGCAGAUAGUUACCAUGACUGCUUCAUCAGUGCUGGCUAUAGUUUGGGCACACAGUCUUUACAACGCAAAGGACACCGUCACGGUGAGGUUACGAAGAGAGUUCUUCAGAUGGCUCCGUCAAGUGCCAAUGGUUCGCCGAAAGAUAGAAGAAAGAAUGGCUGAUAUCAAGAAAGGUUUCAAGAAGGACGUGGCGAAAAGACUGGCCGGUAUGACCAUAUACCGUGAACUUCCAGAACGUGGGCUUACAGCUGUAGAAGUCGCUGAGGAAGUCAAAAAACAUCUUACUCUAGGUUCAUACGAUUGGAAAAGCGGUAACGUAUCCGGGGCCGUGUACCACGUGAACGAGGACAUCAGCGAAGUGGCGUGCGCCGCGUACUCGCUGACCGCGUACACGAACCCGCUGCACGCGGACGUGUUCCCGGGGAUCAACAAGAUGGAAGCGGAAAUUGUACGGAUGACGAUCAACUUGUUCCACGGCGACGACGACUGCUGUGGGACGGUAACAACUGGUGGCACGGAGUCCAUUAUGAUGGCUUGCAAGGCGUUCCGAGAUUUAGCUUACAGCAAGGGCAUUAGCAACCCUCAAAUGAUUUUGCCGGUAACUGCGCACACGGCCUUCGAUAAGGCGGCGCAAUACCUGGGCAUAUCAGUGGUCACCGUGCCCGUGUCGAGCGAGACUUACACCGUCGACGUGGACGCGGUGCGACGGGCCAUCGGCAGGAGAACUUGCAUGAUAGUGGGGUCGGCGCCGAACUUCCCGUACGGCACGAUGGACGACAUCGCGGCGCUGUCGGCGCUGGCGGCGCGCGCGCGCGUGGCGCUGCACGUGGACGCGUGCCUGGGCGGCUUCGUGGGCGCCUUCAUGCCGCGCGCCGGCCACGCGCUGCCGCCCUUCGACUUCCGCCUGCCCGGCGUCGCCAGCAUCUCCGCCGACACGCACAAGUACGGCUACGCCCCCAAGGGCACGUCGGUGGUGGUGUACCGGCGCGCGAGCGUGCGGCACCACCAGUACACCGUCACCACCGACUGGCCGGGUGGAGUGUACGGGUCGCCCACCGUCAACGGCAGUCGCGCGGGCGGGCUGAUCGCGGCGUGCUGGGCCACCAUGAUGUUCGUGGGCGUCGAGCGCUACGUGCAGAUGACGAAGGAGAUCGUCUCCGUGGCGCGCUACAUCGAAGCCGAAUUACGAAAAAUCGAGGGCAUAUUUAUAUUCGGCAAGCCGGCCACUACGGUGAUCGCGUUCGGCUCCAAAACUUUCGACGUGUUCAAGUUGGCGGAUAAGUUGCACAAGAAGGGAUGGAGCUUGAAUGCCCUGCAGUUCCCUUCAGGCAUUCACAUCGCCGUGACGCACGCGCACACGCAGGCGGGCGUAGCGGAGCGGUUCGUAGAGGACGUACGCGCCGCUACGAGCGCCUGCCUUAAGGAGGGCGGGGAGCCUGUGGAGGGGAAGAUGGCCAUAUACGGCGUCGCGCAAGGCAUUCCCGACCGAAGCCUCGUGUCAGACAUCACGAAGUACUUCAUCGAUUCCAUGUAUUACCUACCGAAGCCGGAAGACAACGUGGAAUAAUGUUAAACGAUUAAAACAUAAUGACUGUUAUAUUUCAAAAGGUUGUAAGCGGUUCAAACCGGUUUAAACCGGUUUUUAUAAGUUGAUAAUGUCAAAGAUAUGUGUACCUACAAUUAAAUAAAUAUAUUCGAUUUUAGAAAUCGAAUAUACGAACGAAUACAUGAAUUAAAUUCGAUUUGGUAAGUUCAGGUUUGAAUUGAAAGUUAAUUUUUGAAAUGUUUAAUUACCUGUUUUAUGAAAAACAUUAAUUUUAUAAAAUAUGGAUAAAAAUAUUUAAUUUUAUCUCUAAGCGAGUUAUGUACUUAUCUAACCAAAUUUAAAUUUGGCUUUAAAGAAUUUUAAUCUUAGUUUUACAUCGGAUAUAUACAGAUAAUUUAUUUAAAAAAAAAACAGUUGUUGUCCAAAUGAUAUAAAUAUAUAAAUAUAAUGAGAAAUCUACAUCCUUGAAAGUAAAAAAAUUAAUAAUAAUGGCGAAAUAAUCUGUGCCCUCUUAUUACGUAUAAAAAUUGAUAGAAAACAACAGCAAAAAGCCAUUUAUCCCGUCACUGUCCCACCGCUGGGCUAAUAAUUAAAGGGUUCGCUCGUACGCUACAUUGCGGUUCAGUGGAAACGUAUUAACGGUGUUAUAGACAAGCUAAGCAAAUGAUAAUUAAAGUAGCGCAUAUUUAAAGCCGUGAUUAUUAUUUAUUUUUAAUUAAUGAAUAUAGCUUACCAACUCGAGUAAAUACUCAAACUCAAAUUAAAAAAAAAUGAAACAAAUACCUUUUUGUAAAUUUUUAAAAUUGUACACUAAAUUAAAGUCACGUACAUCAUUUUGUAUGUAUAAGUAUGUAUAAUUUUUAAUGUUUAUAUAUUAAUUGACAUUCGGUACAUACGAUUUGUUUAAAUUUUAAUAGAAAAGAUUAAAAAAAUAUGUAAAUUACUUACAAGAUUUCUUUGAGGACUUUUUUAUUGAUAAAUGUUGACAUCUAUUGAUGGAGGCAUUUCGAUUCUGUAUAAUAACGAAAUAUAAUAAUAAUAAUAGUGAAGUAAAUAAUUCCAUUUGUAUCUUAAUAUAUUGUAUUAUGUAUCAAAGAUACAUCUAGUACAUGUCGAAGAUCGAUUGCUAUUCGAUAAAGAAGGUGGUGGUGGUAGGUGGUUUAUUGUAGUCGUCAUUGUGAUUCUUAGUCAGUUAUAAAAUUAGUCUUAUAGUUAGUUUGUAUGUGUUGGUAGCUCAACCAGUCGUCCUACCAACUUUGUGAACAACGAGCGCAAAAUAGUUCGUGUAUAAUCUAUUCCAAUGGUAGGGGAAUUAAAUUAAACAAAACUUGGAUUUACAUAUUCCAUCCAAUUUUCUUAUAGCUCUGAUAUAUUAUACUAACGUUGCUGAUAUUCAAAACGCCAUUUUUUCACGAAUCCAUUAUGCAUACCACAGAAUAUUCAGAUAAUAAUUUCUUUCACUAAAUGUUGUCUGUGAGAGAUAUCACUAUAAGAUAGCCUUUGCGCGCCUUUGGUGUUUGAUUAAUUGUUUUCUGUUUUUCUUAUGUUAUCUGUUAUUUAUAUGUUGUGCAAUAAAGUAUUAAAUAAUAAUAAAAAUAAUAUCGACCAAUGACGUCACAUCAGUUCAAGACCAAAGUUGUUUAUCUUUAGUCCGACCAUUGGAAUCUACUAUUGUCUUUGGUAUUUCAUUGUCAAUCGAGCGACUACGUGUAAUGUUUAUAGUGUUUGAUAAGCAAUUGAGAAAUUAACUGUUUAAAUUCACUUAAAACGAAUGUUAUUUUGUAUCAGUUUUUAGUUUUAUAUUAUUAUAAAACAUUCCGAUUUAAAGUAAUUUAAGAAAACGAUGCGUUGAAUUUGAAGUAAUUAAUUACUUUCUAUAUAUAUUUUGCAAUAAAUCUUCAAAAAAGAUUGCAGAAAUUUUAAUUUUCCAUAUGUUAUGUUUUUUAUUUUUUGUUUUUAAAUAAUGACCCACACACACAUGCAAUAUUAUAAAAUUAUAUAAAGAAAAAGUUAAAGUGGAAGAUAAAAAGGGCAUGUUAUAUUGGGAUUUUCUAUCUCAUUCGCACAGAUAGAAUAUUGCUAAAUAUCUCUUACGAAGUCUACAUAACAAUACUUUACAAAAUUAUAGAAAAUUUAAUCGAUUUUUAAUGUACGUACUUGCUUAUAAAUUAAUUAAGAGUCGGUUGGCGUGGUUGGUAGAUACUUGCAUUUCACGCCGAAGGUUGUAGGUUCGAUUCCCACCCAGGACGAUAUUUGUGUGCAUGAACAUGUCUGUUUGUCCUGAUUCUGGGUGUAAUUAUCUUUAUAAGUAUGUAUUUACAAAAGAAAAGUAGUAUAUGUAAUAUAUCAUUUGUCUGGUUUCCAUAGUACAAGCUCUGUACAAGCCUAAUUUGGGAUCAGAUGGCCGUGUGUGAAAGAUGUCCCAGGAUAUAAUUAUUAUUAUUAUAUGUAUAUUAUUUUGAAAAAGUGAGCGGGGGUAAAAGACUCGCCACGAAUGGCCAUAUUUUGUACGUCAAAUGUUUAUUUAUUUAACAAUAAUUUUAUAUACAUAUGUUUUUUGUACUUUAAAUCAACUAAAACAAUGUUGUAUGGUUUUAUGAUAAUUGUAGAUUUGAACAAUUUUAUAAAGCAUUUUGAUAAUUGCUUUUAAUAUAUACAUUUGUGUCAUAUUUUAAAUAAAGAUAUUUCACUAAA